AUGCCCCCACCAUCAGACAUCGUCAAAGUGGCCAUCGAGUGGCCGGGUGCCAAUGCUCAGCUCCUUGAAAUCGACCAGAAACAGCCCCUGACGUCCAUCAUCAAGGAAGUCUGUGAUGGAUGGUCGUUGCCCAACCCAGAGUACUACACCCUCCGCUAUGCAGAUGGCGCUCAGCUCUACAUCACUGAGCAGACACGCAGUGACAUUAAGAAUGGGACGAUCUUACAGUUGGCCAUCUCCCCGUCCCGGGCUGCACGCCAGCUGAUGGAGAGGACCCAGUCGUCCAGUAUGGAGACCCGGCUGGACGCCAUGAAGGAGCUGGCCAAGCUCUCUGCUGACGUGACCUUUGCCACCGAGUUUAUCAACAUGGAUGGCAUCGUGGUGCUCACGCGGCUGGUGGAGAGUGGAACCAAGCUCCUGUCCCACUACAGUGAGAUGCUGGCAUUCACCCUGACUGCCUUCUUAGAGCUCAUGGACCAUGGCAUCGUCUCCUGGGACAUGGUUUCAAUCACCUUUAUUAAGCAGAUUGCAGGGUACGUGAGCCAGCCCAUGGUGGACGUGUCCAUCCUUCAGAGGUCCCUGGCCAUUCUGGAGAGCAUGGUCUUGAACAGCCAGAGUCUGUACCAGAAGAUUGCAGAGGAAAUCACCGUGGGACAGCUCAUUUCACACCUUCAGGUCUCCAACCAGGAGAUUCAGACCUACGCCAUCGCACUGAUUAACGCACUUUUUCUGAAGGCUCCUGAGGACAAGCGACAGGACAAGCACCUUAAUCCUCUAGACCUGCCUGUCACUGAUAUGGCCAACGCAUUUGCACAGAAGCACCUUCGGUCCAUAAUCCUGAAUCAUGUGAUCCGAGGGAACCGCCCCAUCAAAACCGAGAUGGCCCAUCAGCUGUAUGUCCUGCAAGUCCUGACCUUUAACCUUCUGGAGGAAAGGAUGAUGACGAAGAUGGACCCCAAUGACCAGGCUCAGAGAGACAUUAUAUUUGAACUGAGGAGGAUUGCAUUUGAUGCGGAGUCAGACCCUGGCAGUGUCACCGGGAGUGGAACUGAAAAAAGAAAGGCCAUGUACACCAAGGACUACAAAAUGCUGGGGUUCACCAACCACAUCAACCCUGCCAUGGACUUUACCCAGACUCCUCCUGGAAUGCUGGCCUUGGACAACAUGCUGUACUUGGCUAAAGUCCACCAGGACACCUACAUCCGGAUCGUUCUGGAGAACAGCAGCCGUGAAGACAAGCAUGAGUGCCCCUUUGGCCGCAGCGCCAUCGAACUCACCAAGAUGCUAUGUGAGAUCCUCCAGGUUGGGGAACUCCCAAAUGAAGGACGCAACGACUACCACCCGAUGUUCUUCACGCACGACCGUGCCUUUGAAGAGCUCUUUGGAAUCUGCAUCCAGCUGUUGAACAAGACCUGGAAAGAGAUGCGGGCAACAGCGGAGGACUUCAACAAGGUCAUGCAGGUGGUCCGUGAACAGAUCACCCGGGCCCUGCCCUCCAAACCCAACUCUCUGGAUCAGUUCAAAAGCAAACUGCGCAGCCUGAGCUACUCGGAGAUCCUGCGGCUGCGCCAGUCGGAGCGGAUGAGUCAGGACGACUUCCAGUCCCCUCCCAUCGUGGAGCUGAGGGAGAAGAUCCAGCCCGAGAUCCUCGAGCUGAUCAAGCAGCAGCGCCUGAACCGGCUCUGUGAAGGCAGCAGCUUCCGAAAGAUCGGGAACCGUCGGAGACAAGAACGCUUCUGGUACUGCCGCUUGGCUCUGAACCACAAGGUCCUGCACUACGGCGACCUGGAUGACAACCCUCAAGGGGAGGUGACCUUCGAGUCCCUGCAGGAGAAGAUUCCUGUUGCAGACAUUAAGGCCAUCGUCACCGGGAAAGAUUGUCCCCACAUGAAAGAGAAAAGUGCUCUGAAGCAGAACAAGGAGGUGCUGGAAUUGGCUUUCUCCAUCCUGUAUGACCCUGAUGAGACCUUAAACUUCAUUGCACCGAAUAAAUAUGAGUACUGCAUCUGGAUCGACGGCCUCAGUGCCCUCCUCGGGAAGGACAUGUCCAGUGAACUGACCAAGAGUGACCUGGACACGCUGCUGAGCAUGGAGAUGAAGCUGCGACUGCUGGACCUGGAGAACGUCCAGAUCCCCGAGGCCCCGCCGCCCGUCCCCAAGGAGCCGAGCAGCUACGACUUCGUCUAUCACUACGGCUGAGCCUGAGCCGGAGGCCACAACACCCGGGAAGGGACUCGGGGCCCAGGAGAGACUCACAGUCUGGUGCCUUGUCCUUUGCUUGUACAGAAUCUGUAGUGACUCUGAUGGCCAGCCAGUGCCAGCCGUUCCUCGGACC
Elephantulus edwardii (Cape elephant shrew) is the source of this 2335-nucleotide messenger RNA. It is a transcript of the gene ELMO2, whose product is annotated as engulfment and cell motility 2. Bases 1 to 2199 code for a protein of 732 amino acids. The record is from RefSeq and is a predicted model, not a curated record. The transcript is spliced from 21 exons. Lineage: Eukaryota; Metazoa; Chordata; Mammalia; Macroscelidea; Macroscelididae. Gene Ontology annotation, biological process: actin filament organization; cell motility.